Messenger RNA from Penicillium arizonense, 990 nucleotides. RefSeq names its product succinate--CoA ligase (GDP-forming) subunit alpha. The coding region runs from base 1 to 990 and encodes 329 amino acids. The transcript is spliced from 7 exons. Gene Ontology annotation, cellular component: succinate-CoA ligase complex (ADP-forming); mitochondrion. Gene Ontology annotation, biological process: tricarboxylic acid cycle. The record is from RefSeq and is a predicted model, not a curated record. Gene Ontology annotation, molecular function: succinate-CoA ligase (ADP-forming) activity; succinate-CoA ligase (GDP-forming) activity. NCBI's taxonomy places the organism in Eukaryota, Fungi, Ascomycota, Eurotiomycetes, Eurotiales, Aspergillaceae.
AUGCAGGCCUUCCGCCGUAACACUGUCUCGGCCCUCCGCCAGUUCGGUGCCACCCAGCGCCGGACUGAGGCCACCUCUGCCUACCAAUCCACCGUGAACAACCUUCGCAUCAACAAGGACACUCGCGUCCUGUUCCAGGGUUUCACCGGAAAGCAGGGAACCUUCCACGCAGAGCAGGCCAUCGCCUACGGCACAAAUGUUGUCGGCGGUACCAACCCCAAGAAGGCUGGCAGCACUCACCUCGACCGUCCCGUCUUCGCCAACGUUAGCGAUGCCGUGAAGGAGACCGGUGCUACCGCCUCUGCUAUCUUCGUCCCUCCCCCUCUCGCUGCUGCCGGUAUCGAGGAGGCCAUCGCCGCUGAGAUGGGCCUCGUUGUUUGCAUUACUGAGGGUAUCCCUCAGCACGACAUGGUCCGCAUCACCGACAUCCUCAAGACCCAGAACAAAACCCGCCUGGUCGGCCCCAACUGCCCCGGUAUCAUCGCUCCCGGACAAUGCAAGAUCGGUAUCAUGCCCGGCUUCAUCCACAAGCGCGGUCGUGUCGGUAUCGUCUCCCGCUCCGGUACUCUGACCUACGAGGCCGUCAACCAGACCACCCAGGCCGGCCUUGGUCAGUCUCUCGUCGUCGGUAUCGGUGGUGACCCCUUCUCCGGCACCAACUUCAUCGACUGCCUGAAGAUCUUCCUCGAGGACCCCGAGACCGACGGUAUCAUCAUGAUCGGUGAGAUUGGUGGUUCCGCCGAGGAGGACGCCGCCGAGUUCUUCAAGGCCAACAACAUCCACAACAAGCCCGCCGUCUCCUUCAUCGCCGGUAUCUCUGCUCCCCCCGGUCGCCGCAUGGGUCACGCCGGUGCCAUCGUCUCCGGUGGUAAGGGUGGUGCCGAUUCCAAGAUCUCCGCCCUGACCGACGCCGGUGUCAUUGUCGAGCGCAGCCCCGCCAACCUCGGCAAGUCCCUCCUUGCUGAGUUCGUCAAGCGCGACCUUGUCUAA